AUGGUUAGAAAAAAAUGAGCGUGUGUGACUCGUCAGACGUGUUUCCUUAUCAAUGAGAUAUUUUCGAAGAAGUAGCUAGGCUGAUAAGAUCGGAGAAGUUGGAAAAUAGUGAUAAACAGUUCGGGCGUAAAAAAGAAAACAAUUUAGCAAAUUCUAGAUUCCGUUAUGUGCGGCUAAUGAUUGUAUAGAGAUUGACGCGUUGCAACCUCGAAAGGCAUUGAAAAUGUUCAAAAUCGAAUCCUACAUAACGCCAAUAAUUCUGAGCUACGUGGAGAAAUAUGUUAAGAACAUCCGACCGGAAGACUCGCAGGUGUCCCUGUGGGGUGGCGAAGUGGUGUUUCAGAACCUGGACCUGAAGCUAGAUGUGCUGGAGGAGGAGCUGGCAUUGCCGUUCCAAUUUCUGUCCGGACACAUCCACGAGCUGGCCAUCCGGGUUCCCUGGACCAAAAUCGCGUCGGAACCGAUUGUCAUUACGAUCAACACGAUAGAGUUCGUGUUGAAGCUGCAAGAACCAGAUAACCGUAGCGUCCCUCGGCGGGAUAGCAGCCGCAAGAGUCGCAACUCAGAGGAAACGCCGCCGCCUGGCUAUAUGGCAUCGCUUAUAAACCGGAUAGCCAACAACAUCACCAUCCGGUGUCACAAUGUGAUCCUAAAGUAUGUGGAAGAGGACAUCGUGGUCUCGAUGAAUAUUCAACAGCUUUCGAUGGAAUCGGCCGACAACGAUUGGAAUCCGGCUUUUAUCGAUAUAUCACCAACGCGAGUCUCUCUGAGAAAGCUGAUCAAUAUAAUCGAUUUGACGAUAUGCCUGGAUAAGCGGAAUUCGGCAGGGAAGAUAGAAAUGUGCCAAGAACCUGUGCUUUAUCGAAGCACUUUACAGGCCCGGGUGUUGAUGAAAUAUAGCAAUGGUCCGAAUCAAGAUCGAUCUUCGAUCACGAGAAUUGACAUUCAUAGCCGGUUUUUGGAUUUCAACAUAUCUUCUCAACAGUUUCCGAUGUUGAUGAGACUCUUUGAGCUGGGCCUAGCACUUAAGCAGGGUAAAAUUAAGAGCGAAGCUUUGCCGGGGCAGGAUAUGACAGCCAUGGAUAGUGAUGGUACGUCCGGACAGGAUUCGUUACUUACUUGGGCUUGGAAUUUGUUGCCUUCAUUCUUUCCCGAAGAAAACGAAUCGGAGCAUACAGACGAUCAUGAGUUUCAUGUUUUUCAUUCCGGAUGCUACGUGGACAGAAUGCGGAUGGUCUUCAAAACUCAAGAAUUCAUUGGAGACAGCAUAGGGACGCGUAAAAUCAAGUAUAGUCCAUUCCUUCAGUUGGAUUUGAAUGGAGUUCACGGUGAGGUUGUGAUUUGCGGGUUGAAAUGGUUCAACUGUUCCGGCGGGAUAGCGAAAAUAGAAUUGCAGGCACUUGAUAAUUGCCCCUGUGGUUCUCCGUUGACAAUCAAAGAAGUUUUCCAAAGUGAAUCGGUUUUUACCCAGAGCGAUCAACACAUGAUUGGAUCUUUUUUCGACGAUAAAACAGGAGAAUCUAAGAAGUACAAUAUCAACUGGAACGUUCACUUGGGAACGUUUAGUCAGGAGAAUCUACUUAAAAAAUCACCUGCAGUAGCGAUUGAUAUCAUUCAUGAAGUACAGAUACCUGAUGAUCGAAAGACGUCUGAAAUCGGAAGUGAUUUAGAAUUUAGCAAUCUAUCUGAAAAGUAUAUGAUACGUGCAUUUUUGGGAAAAUUUAAGCUCAAGAUCGGUGCCGACACGUUGCACAGAAUAAAGGCUUUGGUAUCAUAUAAGGAUUCCUAUGAAUAUCCACCGUACUACGAAGAGAAGCCUUUGCCAAAUCUUCAACAACUUCCACCGCCUUCGGCCGAAGAUUACGAUGCUCUAAUGAAUGAGAUCCCCUUGAAGCAAGUGCACAUAACCAUAGUUGCACCGAUUAUUGAGCUGCAUCCGUUCGAUCAUGGUUGUCUGACGAUUGGGAAAAAGCGUAGUUCAAACAAACUUAAUCAAAGCUCACCAAAUUCCUUUCUGUCCUUAGAGUGGAAUCGAAUCGAAUGCAACAUUCUCACUCCUCUCUACCCAAAUCGCCUAGUUUUCACGACCUGUCAACUCCCCGAACCUCCUACUAAAUUAUUUGAAGGAUGUUUUCAAUCGAUAUCCGGUAACUUAGAACGCCUCCAAUUGAAGCUCUUAGUCAACAACCAAGAAUUGCAGCUAGCUACUGCUAUCAACCUAUAUCAUCAACAUAGAUUUAUAAUUCACGAACAUCUCUGGCCGAAUGCAGAACUCAACAAAGUCGAGCAUAACUACGGUAUAUCGGAUCUAAAGCUAACAUUGAACCCCCAUCAAGCUUUGCUUGCAUUAGGCAUUAUCAGCUCAUUAAUCGACAAAACUCCUUCUAAUCCAGCACCUGACCUCAUAGCUAAUAUUGCACUGCCAACCAUUCCUACGCUGGAAACAUCGAUAUCGCACAUCCAGUUGCGUCAAAUAACGGCAUCAGAAACAUCUUGCCUGAAACUUACUUCACGCAGCCUUCGAUGCCUGUCAUUCAUUCCCUGCAACGCCUCGUCUCAACGAUCUCUAGCUGCUCUGUGGCCUGACCAUCCAACUGAAGAAGAUUUUCUCACUAUCAUAGUCCAGCUACCAACGAGCCCAUCACUCGCCAAUCUCAGCCAUCCACCAAUCUUCUACGGUAGAUUCCUAGAUCUCAGUCUCAAUCUUGACCCACUGUUCCUACAAUUCAUCCAUAUUUUUGGAGAACUUUACCAAUGUUCCAACGACACCCAAGUAUUACGGACCUCUUCCCGUCACGCUGUCAGUCCCCGAAAAUCAGUCGAUCGAACUCUACCACCAUCCAAAAAGUCGUCCCAACAACCCAACAUCACCUCAGUCCAUUCUACAAACUCGGACAAAAUUGACUCCAAUAACCAACAAACAAAAGCAACAGCUACGGGACAUCCUGUCGCAAGUGGCAGUCAGAACCAGCCAAUGCCAACGCUUGCCGCGUCCACGGUCGUUGAAGAAGGCAACGAUUGCGGAACACAUCCAUCGAAGCGAUCUACCGAACCGCAACAGCCACAGAGCCCAAACGAAGUUAAUCCGGCUUUCUGGAUGCAACUGUCACGCCGUAUUAUUUUUCACCUAGAAUUCUGUCACUGUACCGGGUACUUUCCGGUCAAAAGCAUCGCCCCGCCAGAGGAGGCAUCUUUGGAACGGAGUCCCUCGCAGGAGGACGAAUUUGGCGAUAAUCAAGUGGUGAUGCUUAAAUUACCGUUAAUAACCGUCGACUCGGCGUUCAAGUCCAGCAGCCUAUCAGCGGGCAUCAACCAAUUUCCCAUAAGCCUGGCAAAGUCAGUUUGGCCAGACGACAAGGAUAGUUAUCCGUGGACGGUUUCACUUGCAAACGCCUCCAGCUGGACAUAUCAACAUCGGCAGAUGAACAAGCUCCUCGACGAGACGACCACCAAUAUUUCGUUGGUUUUGAACUUCAAAGAAGACGAACUGAGCCAGCCGGCUUCUGUUUGCUUCCACGUGGACACAUCACCAAUGAAGUUGAACGUUUUCGGAGAACAGCUGCAACUGCUUGGAUGUACACUGGAUAGGAUAUUAAGUCUGUCGAUAUUUCAAAAGUCUAACUGUGACAGUGAAGGGGACGGAAAAAUAAAACAUAUUCCUGCGUUGGAAAUAGUGCAAAAAUCUGGAAACUCUACUACCGCAGCUGAUUUAAAGGAUUUUUUGGAUAUGACUCACAACUCAAGUGGAGCCUCAGACGAUACGUUGAAAGAAGGGAUCAUCAAAAGUGUCAUACCGGUUUCUAUUUGGUUGCAGUGGACAUUCUCCAAAGUUACCUUUAACUGCUUCAGUAAAGAUGAUACAGGGCAGCUGAAAACGAAACUAGUAAUUGAAAUGGAAGACAUUAUCUACAGUUUGGAUAUGCAGGACGUGUAUCUGCAGAUAAAAGCUAAAAUCGGUGGAAUGAAUGGACAUUGCUUCGAGUGGGCUGAAGAUGAGAAAGCUUGGAAACGCAAUGAAGCCCUGGGAUUGACUGUGCAAACCGAAUCAGGUGGAUCUUGUAAGUCCGCCAAUGAUACGUUUCUAAAUUUGACUAUUACAAAGGCAGAGACCGCAAACGUCCACACAAAGUGGGAAACUGUGAGGAAAAAUCGAGAACAGAAUGAAUCGCUCAUAGAAAUUGUACUUAAAAUAGAACAUAUUGACUUGCGUUUGGAUUUGGAUUUGUUGGCCCAAUGUAUCGAUAUUCUCACCAUAUUCCAACGAAAGGCCGAAAUUGAUCAGCCGCAGCCUGUUUUAGGGGUAAAAGAUCUACCUUUAGUACUUUUUUCAAGCAAAGGCUUGCGAGUUUAUAUUCCCGUGAGGGACGGAGUUGAACCUUAUAGUGCUUUCAUAUUUAAAGUGAGUUCUAUUACCGUACAUCACAACGUUGAAAACCCCAUAUGUAGAGUACCACUGCGUGCAGACAUUUACACCAAAGCCGCUCAAAUGAGAAUCCUUAAUGUGCCGGGUUCAAAAAUAGAAGAUCGUCAAUACGAGUUACUGUUACGAGACAUUUCUCUGACAACUGCUCUUUGGUCAGACAUUUUAGCAUUUAUUCAGGAUCAAAAUUCGGCUGCACUGCAUCAUGAUAACCCUGCAUUUAAAUGGAACAACAUGCAAGACGUACAGAAUUCAUCAGAAUUGGAAGUAAGCACCGUCUUUAACGAUUUCCAUUUCUCUGUAAUAUAUGCUCCUUGCAUAAUUUACAAAAACGUACUUAUCUGUAGCCAAGCUACGGAGCUCAACUGCAUGACGGAUUUAGUAGUCAAUCUAGAAAUGCACCAAUUAAAAGUUGCUGGUCAAAUAAUCAGAAAAUCCAGCGCCAUCCUACAAAUGAUUAAACCACCCUCUGCUCAGCAAUCAACAUCUGGAUCUUCGACACGGAGCAGCUUUGUGGAAUUCAAUCCAGUACUGUUCAGCACAAACUCUUCAGUUCCAAAUCAAUCCAACAACGAUUUAUUGAGUUUAGAUUCAGUUAAAUCCUGCAAAGAUUCCGAACCGCCCGUUGUUCCUCGAAUGAGAACUAGCCAUUCAAAGUUAUCUGAUUCCGGUGUCGAAUCGUACUGGACAUCGAUAGAUGUCAAAGCUACCAGCAGACGAAGCGCCAGUUCCGUGUUGAGAAAAAAUCCUUCAAAGUCUUCGGACAAACUACACAACACAAACGUUGAACAAAUGCAACAAUCAUCAGCGCACCAGCAGACCGUACCAUAUGAAGUGUGUUUUCUCGGGGGUCUCUUCAAAGUGAAUCUUUACGAUAGAAAAUGCAAAGAUGAGACUACCGAACCUAUCUGUCGCGUUGUGAUGGUACAACCAAAUGGUUUGCUGUCGCUGAAUUUGCUGGAACAUGUCGCGCAGAUAUCGAUAUUCGAUGUUUACUUCGAACUGAACAAUCAGCCAUUGCUGAAAACUAUUGAAGGAAAACUUGAUGAACUAGGUAUUCCGCAACCAAUAAUGAAAGCAAGGUAUGUGAAUAAUUUGGCUAAGAAAAACAACGAGUUGAAUCUGGAUUUCAAACGUCCCUUUAAAAUCAAAGUAUCCCAUCAGAAGAUCAAAACUCUACUGGAUGUGCUGUGCGUUCUGGAUAUAACAUUAGGAGUAUCUGUCCAAAAACCACAGUCGAGUGGACGACGUAGAAGACUACCGAAACCAAUACUGGGUCGUAAUAAGUUCAAGCUCAUUCGGUCUCACUUAUACGACAUUGAAAAAGUUAAUUUUUCAACAUCCCAAGCCUUGAUCCAUCUACAAGAUGAAAAUCAAAAGGCCUAUGAUUGUAAGUUAUCGUUAUCAUCUAUUCGUUCUUCUCUUCACAUCCAUGAACGACCCGAGCGCAUAGUGUUCAACUUAGAUCUGGAUGAACUCGUAGUAUGUCAGAAUUCUUUCACUAUACUACACCCCUUUUCAUGGAGUAUACAAGCUUCUCUUACUCAAGAGUACUGGAAGAGAGAUCCCUUAGUUCAAAUAAAAAUAAACUCAGGAUAUCUUCAGCUAGACUGUAAUCCCAAUAACUUGACUGAGUUUCAAAGGAUGGCAGAUCUGUUCAAAAGUAUACUAUUAGCUAAGACCCUCGAGACCAAAACUCGCCCACCAUCUCAAUUUAGCAGCGUAAAUCAAACUCCUCGAAAAGAACUGCUCAUACCAAUUACCGCACCUGGAUUCCCUCGUAAAGACUCUUUAAAUACGUCGGAGGAACACUAUCAAGAUGAUCUACGGGCUGGAGCAUUUCAGUUCAUUGAAUCUGCACGAUCAAACGACCUUCCCCUGCCGUAUCAGAUAAAAAUCAUAAAUCGAGAUGUAGGAAUUAUUUGCUGGCGCUAUCCGCAACCAAGAGCUUUGUCCAACGUCAUUGUUUACCCGGUGCCGAUGAAUCAACCUGCUGUAAAAUUGUUAUCCAUCCAAUGUAGACUGGAAUACUAUUCGGAAAUUCAUGGUGAGUUCUUCGAACUGUGUGAAUUCACACUUUCGGAAAAUGAGAAAACCAACUUACGUUUACCAACGCGACGCAUUUGCUCAGCAACGUGGCGAAUUGUGAUGACGCAAAAUGUCAUUCAUGAAAACGGUGCCAUGGAAGAUGAAACCCAAGAUUCUGUGGCAAAUGACCAGGGAAAAUCGCUUAUCUCGAAUAUAACUGAUGUGCUUAAGGAUACAUAUCUAGUUGGAAGCAGCCGACUGGUUAGUUUGCCUUAUCGUCUUCAUCCAAAAAUAUUCGUAGCUUGCAUGAGAGUAGAUUCGCUGUUCAAUUCCAAUCUAGUCCCGAACGUCGAGUUUAGUGUGGAACUCCGUCCAGUACAGGUCAACUUCUUCAAUCAGCUGAACUAUCACAAGAACAGUAAACUACCCAAACCUUUCGAUAAGUAUCGAAUAUGCCAAGAAUCCAUCGAGAUGAAAAGCCACAAAUUUAUGACGCUUAACUCCAGUUUCGUUAGAAUUCAUGGUGCCAUUUGCAACAACAUGAAUUUGCUGAUUAGUGGUGAGUUAAAUCUUCACUGCGAUCUUCUUGAUUACAGCCACUUUACUUUUGAAAGUGGGUUCGAAAUGGUUAACAUGAAGGCUCUGGCAGCUGUUGAAGAGAACUCUCUCGAGUUGAAAGUUAUAUCAGAUGAUAUAAUAGUGCGGUUUGGACCAUCCAUUGGUUACAAUCUACUGUUAGCGGAAAAAAUAUGGAAGUCGCCAAGCGAAACAGUUCUCCUUUAUGGAAAGUAUAUUAUAUGCAACAACAUGCAUGUGAGUGUACGAAUUGGUCAAUGCAAUACAGGUGAGUCAAUUUUCCUCGGUGCAUCAGAGUUGUGCAUUUACGUAUUCAGAAGCUACAGUCAUCAACAGAUGCUCCAAGUGACUUUCAAAGAAAACAGCAAAGACAUUGAUUCCGAACCAUUUUCGAUUACGAAGGAUGGUAUAUCUUAUGUGAAAAUACAGCAGGCUUUCGAAGAAGACCUCGAAGAUGAUAAGCUAUUCGUUAUUCGGAUUGAAAGUCUCAGUGGAUCCCAAAAAAGGAUCACAAUUGAAGGCCAGAUUAGUUUCUUUAAUAUGACCUCACAGCGUUUAAAAGUGCAAUAUCGAUUCUACAAAAUUAUACCAAACAGUGAUAAAAACUAUGUAUCAACAAACUUCUCAAUUGGUGAGCGAGGCAGUGCGAAUAUUUUCGGUGCUGCAAACAAUAAAAAUCAACAAAGUAUCAAAAUAGCUCUCGACGGAGAAAAACGCGGCUGGUCCGGUGACAUUCCCAUGAGAGAGAUAAUGAAUGGUUCGAAGCCGUAUUUGGUAAAAAUUCCAACAGUUUUGACAAAGGAAGGCUAUAUGAGCUACUGGGUGAGAAUAAUCCGCGAGAAAAUAGGUGGCACAGAUGUGACACUUAAAGAAAAAUUCAAUGAAAGAGUCCUGGUCAUCGUUUGGCCACUGUUCAUGGUGCAAUCCAUGCUAGCAGUAAAUACAACGGCAUACGAAGAAAAAAUUGAUCAAAACUUUUCUAUCUACGGUCAGGGUGAGCGAAGACAGUUGAUCAUAUCGGGUACAAACUCCGAUGAACACGAGCUACAGUUCCGCAUGAACUUCAACAUCCUGGGUGGGGAAGAUAAGCAGAAGGCCUUGCUGUCCUACAGAUUGAUCGAUGGUCGGUCUUUCUUCCAAGUUCCAGAAAGGUUCAAAACCAUUGAAAAUGCUAUCGAACUGCUGCAGCAGAAUCACAAACUGCCAUGGCCAUGUUCUCGCGAAGAAGAGCUACGUUGGAAGCGAGAAAAUUCAAUACAGGAAGCCACACUGCCUAUAUAUCACUGCUCGGCAGCUCACGAGCUGUCUUGUAGCUUGAUGUUGAGCAUAUCACCGUGGUGUUUCUUUAUCAACCAGCUUGGUUGUCCGGUGCGCUUGAAGAACUAUGAAACUCAAGAAGUGAAUAUAGUGGAAGCAAACAACAUUGUGAUGCCAAGUUACAUUGAAAAUGUAUUUACUUUUGAGUUGGAUGUUGGCUUUCUGCUCAAAUCGGAACUGAUCUACCUGAAAGGAGAAAUUAGGAAGCUGUCCUCGGGCAGUAUUAUUCUGCCUAGUGAUGGGUCCGUAAACAUCUGUAUACGAUCGGAAAACGGGAUUGCUCAACUGGUGCUGACGUCGAUAACCGAGAACAACAUCCGUGUGUUGAUCCUCGCCCCGCAGUAUGUUGUCGUGAACUAUUCGACCGCAUGCGAUCUACGCGGUUGGUGUUUUGCCGUGCUAGCCAAUGAACGCAUGGACCAAGUCCGACAGGAUGAGCAAGCUUCACAUACGGCAGUGUUCAGUUUGCCACGCACCGAUCGCAGGAACGAAAACCCUCAAGGAACUGCAGUUACCAUAUUGAACAACCUAUCCAAGCACAAAAACAGACUGAAGGCAUCAAGCAAUUAUAACUGUUAUCUAACGUUAUACCAAGACGAUGGUAACGACUUUUCCGCACCGAUACUCCUCAACCAACCCCUAUCCCGGAAAAGUUUCUCCGUCCAGUGUGACGAUCGGUACGUUCCGUUGGCUCUUUCCAUCAUCACUCACCAGGGACAGUCGUUCAUCUCCAUCUACGACGAUCCAUGUCCAUGUUUUUCGAUUGAGAAUCGAACCGAUUUCAACAUUUACGUUGCCCAAGCCGAUUCUAACAAUUCCAAUAAGCCAGCGGCACCUGUCCCUGAAUGUGCUGCGGAUUCCAACUUUGUGUGGUAUCAAAUUGUUGGCUCACGGCAGACCGUUUUCUACACCCCACCGGAAGUGGAUACUACAUUCCCGGAAGUACAGGAACAGGAAUUAUCACUUAUUUUUGCAUGCGUUAGCGGAAGCGCGAUUCGAUGGUCCCAUCCUGUGAAGCUCGAUGAGAAUAAAAACAUUUUCUUGAACGUGCCACUGUAUGGAGAUCUCAAAUUGGCUGCCAGUUUGAAGAACCGUAGCACUGAAAUAAUAAUUGAGUACAUCAGUCAGGAUCUAGAAUUUUCAGCCAAGGAUAUCCGUACAAGAUUGCUGAAUCCACUGCCUUUGUCUACAGAUCAAUCCGAUUCCGAAGUUAAGAGAGAAAAUCAACCAAGUGUGCAUCAAAAACCUUCAACGAGUAGCGCUUUCAUUGAUCACAGAGCAACAGCACUUCCGUCGAAACGAAUUUCAUUUCGUGGUUUUUUUAAAUCGUUCAAUGUCACACUUUUCAAUGACCAAGAGCAACGGAACUGUUCCAAGAACAAUCUUAUAUCGAUUAACUUAGAUCGGAUCGGGGUCGAACUAAACUCGGCUGAGGAAAAUAAAGCAAUGAUUCAGUUUGUGAAUCUUCAGGUCGAUAAUGAGCUAUACUGCGCUGGAGAAUAUGAUUUUCCAGUAGUGCUUUGUAGUGAGGACCACGAACGCAAACAACAGAAAUCAACAGUGAUACCAAACCAGCACCGCUUGGAAGAAUGCUUAGAGGAAUUAGCCAAAGAUGCCUUGUGUGGAAUUUAUUUAGAGAUAAACCCCGAAAGCUGGACUAACGUGGAAGGAGUGCGAUUUAAGAUCAAUCCCAUAAGGGCGUACAUAGAAGAUACGUAUAUAAACGUGUUGUUGGAUUACCUUAUGGAGUGUCUGCCUAUAAACCUUAUUUAUCAACCAGAGCAACCUGUAGAUAGGACACUUUGUCCAGCUGGUUUUGUGUUGAUUCCUAAAUUGGUUAGCCAGCAAUCUUCUUACUUAGCAGAUCCAAUCAAAUUUCGUUUUAUAAGGAUAGAACCUUUACACGUACUAUUAUCUGUUCAUACCUGUAUGCGUUUGUACAUAGCACUAGAUCACAGUCCUUUAGACUUUUCUGCCUUUGAAAGGAGACAAAUAAUUUCCUUGCCGGUGCGCCUGGGAAAUACGCUCGGAAUGCAUUAUUUAUCAGGCGCUAUAUUUGGUGGAGGAUGGGUAAUAGGAUCACUGGAAAUACUAGGAAGCCCAAGUGGUUUGGCAAGAUCAGUCACCAAUGGGUUACGAGAUUUUGUAUCCCUACCUGUGCAAGGAUUGUUCCGAGGACCAUGGGGUUUCUUGGUGGGCUUGACGCAUGGCUCAACAUCGCUGGUUCGAAAUAUAACCGCUGGAACGGUAAACUCUGUAACCAAGUUGGCAACCUCGGUUGCCCGGAACUUGGAUCGCUUGACGCUGGACACAGAACACGUGCAACGAACUGAUGCCCUUCGAAGGCGAAGACCUCAAGGUAUGACUGAAGGUUUCACACAAGGAUUAACAGGACUGGGCAUAAGCAUUUUAGGCGCUGUUGGCGGACUAGCACAUCACCCUCUUCAGGCAAGAAGCCCAAUAGACGUUGUUACUGGUGUUGGAAAAGGAAUUGUGGGAGCCUUUACAAAACCAAUAAGUGGCGCUGCUGAACUGGUAGCUCUUACUGGUCAAGGAAUGCUUCACAGCGUUGGCUAUAACACUCUACCUUCACCAAAAUAUAUUCAACAACCCAUCCAACGACUUGAUCCAAUACCGUAUAAGGCUCUUUGGGAACCUCAAGCACUCUGUGAAGGGCGAUUACUGUUUACAGUUCAGGCCACCCAUGUCAAUCGUGGCCUAUACAAAUUGGUAGUGGUUGCAAUCUACCAAGGAACAUUAGUUUUACUGGAUGCAGAUCAAGGCCAAUUUUUAGAGGUGUUGGGUUUGAAAACCGUUUUUCCAACUAUCGAUGUAGCCGAUUCCCAAUUGGUUGUGCUAAGAAUAAGACCAGAACUGCCACCCCCACCCCAGGACUACAUGAGCUAUCCUAUAUCCAGUCGAACCUACCAGUUUGUACAAGAAUCAACGAUGCAGCUGCCAAAGCUUUCGUCCUACACAUUGCCAACAGUGGCGCCUCCGGUCACAACUUUCAACGUCCAACAAAUUCGCCAAAUGACUGUUGAAAGUUCUCCACCCUCACUAGGACUCUCGGGCUUUGUGGGAGUUGGUGUAGGAAACUUGGAUUACAAUUCCACCCAACCUUUGGAGGAAACCGAUGUUACUGUGGUUUCCCCUUCUGAAGACACUAAACAAGUGUCCAUAGCAAUGGAAGACGAUGGUUGUCAGCACCAGCCAUUGUUGCUCCUAGAAGAUGUACCCAUCAUCGAGGGUGAAGAGGUUUGUCCGGACGAUAGUGAACGUAGAUUACUACUAUAUGUUGAGGAAAAUUUGGCUAGCUAUUUGGUUCACUAUGUGAAUCUGCUCAAGAAAUGUCUUGAACCGGAAGGAACCAUCGUAUUCGAACCAUUCGGCUGUAAAUAGAAGUAAUAAGUGUUGAUACGAGCAACUUUAAAACGACUCCUUUUGGAACUGUAGAUACGGGUAAGUCUUUCCAAUCAGUAACAGCUGUUUUGUAUUACCUACCUUUAUUUAAUGAAAACCUAGUAAAAUUUUAACAUUUUUACUGUAUGUUCUUUCGUGCUAUUUAUCAUUUUUAUACACCCUUAUAAUCAAAAUUAUCAUAAGGUAACUUAAGUUCUUAAAUCGCUAAAUUAUAACAUU
Messenger RNA from Uranotaenia lowii, 11983 nucleotides. RefSeq names its product intermembrane lipid transfer protein VPS13B (gene Vps13B). Lineage: Eukaryota; Metazoa; Arthropoda; Insecta; Diptera; Culicidae. The coding region runs from base 224 to 11743 and encodes 3839 amino acids. The record is from RefSeq and is a predicted model, not a curated record. The transcript is spliced from 11 exons.